Molecule: messenger RNA, 1051 nt
Organism: Oldenlandia corymbosa var. corymbosa
Lineage: Eukaryota; Viridiplantae; Streptophyta; Magnoliopsida; Gentianales; Rubiaceae
Source: the annotation of a GenBank genome assembly
UGACUAGUAGUGCCUAUAAAUGUAAGAAAACCUUUGUUUUAGAAUUUCGAAUAUCAUAAAUUGUUCUGUGCCAAUUGAAGUUGCAACUUGCAAAUUAGAAAAGAAACGAUGGUUCAACCGGAAGGCCAAGUAACUGUUCAUGGGCAUUGGGCAAGCCCUUUUGUGAAGAGGGUGCAAUUGGCCCUGAAAAUCAAAGGCAUUCCUUUUGAAUAUGUCGAAGAAAAUUUGAUUAACAAGAGCCAAUUUCUUCUUGAAUCCAACCCACUUUAUAAAAAAGUUCCCGUCCUAGUUCAUAAUGGAAAAUUCAUCAUUGAAUCACUUAUCAUUGUUGAAUAUAUUGAUGAAACCUGGCCGGAUAUGGGACCUCAACUCCUGCCAAGAGAUCCCUUUGAAAGAGCCAGGAUUCGUUUCUGGGUUGCUUACAUUCAAAAGAUACUAGAAAACACAGGAAAGCUCUACACUUUGGACAUGGAAACGCAAAAAGAAGGCCUUGCGGAGGUGCAAGAGAAGCUUGUGGUAUUAGAAAAUGGGAUGAAAGAAGAAUUCUUUCCAGGCGGAACUAUUGAUAUAAGUGCUGAAAAACUUGGGAUCUUGGAUAUUAUGAUGGUUUCCAGCUUUGGUUUCUUCAAGGCUAUGGAGGAAGCCAUAGGUGUCAAAAUUUUUGAUCCGGAAAGAAACCCGCUCAUGGUGAAAUGGGUGGAAACCGUAAACCAACUCUCUGUGGUGAAAGAAAUUACCCCACCCCAAGACAAGUUUGUUGGCUUUCUGCAAUACCUUCAGAAAAUCAAUUUCAGAUUCACUUGAUAAGAGAACAUGCAGUCAUCAUGGAUCUACUUAUCACAUCUAUGAAUUGUAACUUUAGAAGUAUGAUAAUGGUACGUGAUAAGCCCAUCAAAAGAAAAUCGAUUAUGUCGGUUUUUGCAACGGUUUGAUUCAUAGAUUCUAUUGUUUACCCGUUGUAAUGUUUUUAUUUACUAUAAUUUCUUUUUUGUUAAUUGUCGGUAGACAAUUUUUUGUAUGAUUAAUGAAAUUAAAUAUUUAUUUUUUUAAA